This is a messenger RNA of Saprolegnia parasitica CBS 223.65, 2188 nucleotides long. Its product is annotated as serine/threonine protein kinase. Gene Ontology annotation, molecular function: protein kinase activity; ATP binding. The coding region runs from base 296 to 2125 and encodes 609 amino acids. The transcript is spliced from 14 exons. The record is from RefSeq and is a predicted model, not a curated record. Gene Ontology annotation, biological process: protein phosphorylation. Lineage: Eukaryota; Oomycota; Saprolegniomycetes; Saprolegniales; Saprolegniaceae.
CGAGCGCCUCCCGACGUGGAUCGAUGCCAUCUGGACGACCGGCGCCGAGUGUGGCAGCAGCAAUCGACCCUGCAAGGUCACGCGGACGUGCGCCAUUCGCACCGAUGGCACCGACCCCGAUGCAUUCGGCGACCUCUCGCGCUUGACGACCAACAAGACUGUCGUGCUUGGCGAUCUGCCAUCGCUCGACCUCUCCAAGGCCAUUUUGCCGCCGACGGCUACCACCUUGACGCUUCAAAACGUGGCCGAGUUUACGGGCCUGAACACGACAACGCUGCCACCCUCGCUCGCUGAAAUGUACUUUGUGAACACGAGCGUCGGCGACUUUCCACCGGGCCUCACGUGGCCGGCGUCGCUCCAGAGCUUGUAUGUCUUCAACACCAAGACGGUUGACGUCAAGCACUUGAAGAUGCCACCGACAUCAACGCUUCUGGAUUUUUGGAAUGUGACCGAGAUUGAAAAUCUCGAUGAACUCUACUUGCCCGACUCGCUCACCGUCAUGUACUUCUCCAACUGCACCGUGCAAGUCAUACCGCCGUCGCUUGUGUGGCCAAAGUCACUCGAGAAGCUGACGUUGAUUGACAACCAUCUCCAGGACCUCCCGCACAACUUACCGGAUGGCGUCACCUUCUUGUCGAUCCACAAAAACUACGUUGAUAACCUUGGCAUUUCGCUGCCGAAGAACCUCUCCGUGCUGAAAUUCCGAGACAACCGCGUCAAGGAAGUCGUCAACUGGGAUUUUACCAACCUCUACUACUUUCGCAUGAAGAGAAACCCGGUCACGCGCAUCGACAAUGUGACCUUUUCGUCCAAGCUGCAUUACUUCGACUGCGAGGGCUGCCCGUUGACCGUCUUCAACGUGGACAUGACGUCCUUUGCCGCGCUCGACGCGCUCGACCCGUGGGACCGCAACGAGUCCCGAGCGACCAUCGAGUUUCGCGGCUUCAACAUCAUCGACAACAUCCACUCGGACAAGGCGGCUUGCGACAAGCUCCACGGUGACAUCCGACAACUCUGGGCUGGCAAGUCCAACGUCACGGUCCACGUGUGCGUCAUUGGGUCGCCCGUCAACUAUACGUUGGUCAUUGUGGGCAUUUCGAUUGGCGCCGUUGUGCUCAUCGCGGCUCUCACAACGUACUGUUGCAUCAAGCGCCGGAACCUCCAGAAGCAGCUCGAGACGUACGUGGCCGCGUCGCCCUUUGGAAGCGGCAACCAGUUCACGAACGGAUCGACGCUUGACAUUGCCGGCAACUCGACGCUCGGCGGCCUCGUCCACGACCUCGGGGACCUCGAGUUCUUGCGCGUCUCGGGCGUCGAGCUGCACAAGAAGCUCGCAGAAGGCGCGUACGGCGAAGUCUGGAAGGGCAGCUACAACGGUGCGAUCGUCGCGGUCAAGCGACUCCUGCCCAACAAGUCGUCGCCCAAGGACAUUCUCAACUUUAUCAACGAGUGCAAACUCAUGGCGCGGUUCGAGUCGCCGUAUGUGGUCAAGCUCUACGGUGUGAGCUGGACGCGGCCCGUGGAUUUCAUGGCCGUCAUGGAGUUCAUGGACCGUGGGGACCUCAAGUCGUACUUGGCCAAUCACUCGCCAAUGGCAGUCUCGUGGGAGUUCAAGCACAAAAUCAUGAGCCACAUCCUCGAAGGCCUUGUGUACUUGCACUCGAUGCAGAUUAUCCACCGCGACCUCAAGUCCCGCAACGUCCUCCUCGACUCGAGCGACGGCGAGACGGUCAAGCUCACCGACUUUGGCGUCUCAAAAGAAGAUUUGCAAGAAACCAUGACGGUCGGCGUCGGCACGUACCGCUGGAUGGCGCCCGAGAUCCUCAAGGAAGGGCACUACAGCGUCGCCGCCGACAUCUACUCGUUCGGGAUCCUCCUCUCGGAGCUCGAUACGCACAAGAUCCCGUACGCGGAGAGCCGCCACCCGAUCACGCACAAGCCGCUCGUCGACACAGCGAUUAUGAGCAUGGUCAUCAACGGAACGCUCUCGCCGUCCUUCUCGACCGAGUGCCCGCAGUGGGUCCAUGCGAUCGCGCUGCGCUGCUUGGAGCACGACCCGGAACUGCGCCCGUCGGCCCGCCAACUCGUGCUCGAGCUCCGGCGCCAAUCGCCCCACGCCAAGUGAGCGCGUGGCAUUUUUAUUCACAGACACUCUACUAAUCGCGUGUAACCCUGUCGUACAAGUGGC